Thalassophryne amazonica is the source of this 4395-nucleotide messenger RNA. It is a transcript of the gene tbc1d22a, whose product is annotated as TBC1 domain family, member 22a. Gene Ontology annotation, biological process: activation of GTPase activity. The record is from RefSeq and is a predicted model, not a curated record. Bases 157 to 1809 code for a protein of 550 amino acids. Gene Ontology annotation, molecular function: GTPase activator activity. Lineage: Eukaryota; Metazoa; Chordata; Actinopteri; Batrachoidiformes; Batrachoididae. The transcript is spliced from 14 exons.
GCAGCGCUUGUUCAACUAUUAGGAAGUAUCAACAUGGCAGCUUUUUGAGUUUUGGAAAAGAGGGAUCUGGUGUAAAUAAACCAUAAUUUUACCUUUUACAGCCUGAGACGGCGUUGUCGUGUUUGACUUUGGGAUCGACUGCGUUGCAUAGCGACGAUGUCGAAUGACGGCAAUAAAAAACAGUUUUGGAAAAGAAACACAGCGAAGGUUCCUGGCAACAUUCAACAUGUUUAUGGGGCCCAGCAUCCACCUUUUGACCCUCUCCUUCAUGCCAACUUAAUCAAAGCAGGCAACAAGCCUCCUCCAGCCACACCGGGCAAGCCCAAGAAGGCAACAACCUUCCAGGAGUUUGAGAGCAUCACCAGUGAUGCCUGGGAUGCUGGCGAUGAUGACGAUGAGCUGCUGGCUAUGGCUGCACAGAACCUCAACAUUGAGGUGGUUAUGGAGACAGCAAAUAAGGUGAUUGAGAACCACAGCAAGCAACAGGAGAGACAGAGACAAGAAGACACAGGCGAGCUAGAACAGCGAGAUGACGACGCACAGGAAGAGGCAGCAGAGGAAGAAGAGGAGGAUGAGGAAGAUGAGGAGGAUGUGGUGGAGAGGGGAGAGGUGACCACACCAGAAUUUAUGUUUGCCUCUCAGAGAGGCCCAUACAGUGAUGGCCGCCUAGUGAAGUCCCUCAGUGAAGCACCAAUCGGCUCAUCUAAAGAAACAGCAGGUGACCAUGCAGCCCUUCACAGACAGCGGUCUCUGCCCCACCGGCCGCCAGUCAUCCCACUUGUUGCUCGAAUGGCUGAUCAGAACACAUCUGGCACCCCAGCCAUGACUGAAAGGGAAGCGUCCCGUCUGGAUAAGUUCAGACAGUUGCUAGCUGGGCCUAACACAGAUUUGGAAGAACUACGGAAACUUAGCUGGUCGGGAAUCCCACGACAGGUUCGACCGAUUACAUGGAAACUUCUUUCGGGUUAUCUACCAGCUAAUGCAGAGAGGCGAGACAGCGUCCUUCAGAGGAAGAGACAGGAAUAUUUUGGCUUCAUUCAGCAAUACUAUGACUCCCGCAACGACGAGCACCAUCAGGAUACAUACAGACAGAUUCACAUUGACAUACCGAGAACUAAUCCUCUUAUUCCUCUCUUUCAACAAGCUUCUGUCCAAGAGAUUUUUGAGCGGAUUCUGUUCAUAUGGGCCAUCCGCCACCCGGCCAGCGGCUAUGUCCAAGGCAUCAACGAUCUGGUCACGCCAUUCUUCGUAGUCUAUGUCUUCGAGUACAUUGAGGAGGAAGUGGAAAACUUUGACGUGUCCAGUCUGCAGGAAGAGGCUCUAAGGAACAUCGAGGCUGACAGCUUCUGGUGCAUGAGCAAGCUCCUGGACGGAAUCCAGGAUAACUACACAUUUGCCCAGCCAGGCAUCCAGAGGAAAGUCAAAGCCCUGGAGGAGCUGGUCAGCAGGAUUGAUGAGUCUGUGCACCGCCAUAUGCAGCAUUAUGAGGUGGAAUACCUGCAGUUUGCGUUUCGGUGGAUGAACAACCUCCUGAUGAGGGAGCUGCCACUACGCUGCACGAUCAGACUGUGGGACACCUACCAGGCUGAACCAGAGGGUUUCUCCCAUUUUCAUCUCUAUGUCUGCGCGGCCUUCCUCGUGCGGUGGAGGAAAGAGAUUCUAGAGGAGAGGGAUUUUCAGGGUCUGAUGAUCCUUCUGCAGAACCUUCCCACAAUGCACUGGGGCAACGAGGAAGUGAGCGUGCUACUGGCCGAAGCCUACAGGUUGAAGUUCGCCUUCGCCGACGCCCCCAACCACUACAAAAGAUGAUAAGCGGCGGUUCUCGGCGGCCCUUUCCACUCCUCCUCCUGCCCCUUCCUCUGCCGCACUCUUCCCGCUGGACUCCGAGGCCGCUCAUUUUGUUAACCCCGCAGUCCAGCAUUCUAACAUACUGAUGUGGAGCUGUUUUUUAAAAAAAAAAAAAUUUCUGAUCUGCUCUGAAACGUGCACUCCUGCAGUCCUCGACCUCCAAGCCGCGCCCCCCCCCCCCCCCCCCCCCCCCCCCCCCCACUGAAGAACCUGAGACUUUUGGCCGACGUUUGGUUGGCUCGAGUCGCCGCCUCCGCAGUACAACCUCAGGCCUCGUGCAGGUCCGGGGAGGCAGUCGGGCUCAGAUACACACAUUUCUCUUCUUCUUUCCAGUCCAACGGCAGUACAUGUUUUUUUUCUUCCCAAAGGCUAAAUGACGAGCUUCUUUUCAGUUGCAAAGACAAUGAAAGUUGUUGGUUUACAUACUUGAGCGCCUCUCGCUUCGCUUUUCUCUCGUUUUCACCAGGAUGAAAACGGACUUCUUUGAGAAAAACUGUUGAAAGAGAUUUAGUUUGUGAGGGGGGGAGACUUCUCCCUGCUUUCACAAAACUCACACAUCAGCCACCGCUUUGUUCUCACCUUUACACCCGCGCUGCGACGUCGGUGUUCCGGUGUCGGACAAACGGCGGGAAAAGGCUUCAGUCUCCUGGAAUUACAUUAAUAGAAGUAAGAAGCCAUUACGAGUAUGAAAGUGUCCGGUUCCUAUAUGAAGGGCCUCCUCUUGUUUGGUGUUCCUCCUCUCUCUUUUUUUUUUUUUUUUAACUUGGGACUACCUCACAACACGUGUGCACACACUUAAAGCACAGUAAGAACCAGAGAGCCACUAAUUCAGACUAAUUCAGGUACAAACCAACCCGAAACCCACAUAUUUAUAAUGGAAAAAUAGUUGGAAUUAAUGCACUUACAUAGAAAAUCCAAACGCACGAAUACUGGGUCAGGAAUAACAUCAAAUUACCAUUAAAUUCCGAAACUGACGCCUCCUCCUGGGGGCACAGGACAUCCAGCUCAUCUCAGGAGUGUUUCUUGAAGGAAGAAAUCCAGAUUUAGUUUUCAAAAGGUGGUGUAAUUUCAGAGUAAUGCCAAGUAAUUUGUAUGGAAUUGUUGAUUAUAUGAAGCAAACACAAAGUACAAGUGGUACGAUGAUACACAGUGUAUUUUGAUAAUUGCGUUGUAGGGUCUGUAUCAAAUUGUAUCUUUUUUUAAUGAGUAUCGCGAUACCAUAAAAAGGCAUUACUGCCUGGAAGAAAUAACAUCUUGCAGAAGAACCAUAAAUGAUUUAUAAAAUACCAUAUGCAGACAGCAAACAAAUAGCAUCAAGGAUUAUAAGUUAUACUUAAGAAUAAUUUGUUUCUAUAAAGAUUCACCACAAAUCACUUUCUACAUAAUUGAAGAACAAUAUAACCAUGUAUGGUGAUAAAUAUGGAAUCAAGAUGGGUAUAUCGUAUCGUGGAGGUAGUACAUUCCACCCCUAUGAAGUAUUGUGCAAAAACCAAUCGUUCAUCCAUGAAGAUGCCCCUUUUUUGUGUAAAUGUAAGUCCAAAAAUACUAAUCAUAAGAACAAAUGACAAAUUUUGUCGAGAAUAUUAAAGAUUGUCUUUUUCAGGUGAUGGAUUUUUUUGUAGCUUUGCAACCCGAAAACUGAUUCCACAGAGGAAAUUUUCAAUAAUGAACUGAUCAACAUGAUCUUAUAAAACCUUCAGUUGAAUUCAGUUUGAAGGUAAAUGGUAGUCACACCAGAUAUUUAUCAGUUACGCUUUUGCGAUGAGCACUUUAUCGAAAGCUAUUUUAUAUUUCAGAGUUUUUCAUUGUUUGCAGCGUCUUUAUGGAUUUUUGCACGACACUGUCCAUCAGUGAUCGAAUUUGUAAGCUCAGAUUCAAAUUAAUUUAGGCCACUUCAACACUACGUUGUUCCACUCCACCCAGCUGUAAACGGGUAUCAGCCUUGGCUGGCGAAGUGACCUGUGAUGGACUGGAGUCCCAUCUAAAGGGUCUCCAUUACUCAGCAAUAUCCAAGAUAAGCACAGGCACCAGCGAGCCUCAGGGCCUAUAUAGGAUUAGCCGUCUGUUUUUUUCCCUUUUUAGUUAAUUUUAUUUGAUCACAUACGAAAGGCUCCAAACUGGCCACAAAAAUAUCUAUUUUAUUCUGACUCAGUAUUGUCGUUUACACCUUCUGAUAUUUAUGGAGUACAAAUCAGUCAUGACUGUUGCAGUUACAGGCUACUAAUGUGCUGGACACAGUUCCUGUAAAAGUCGAAACGCUGUCCUCACUCAGUUUCUCUUUGGACCGGCCAGUAUCAUAAUAUAAAACACGAUAAAACCGCGAUUCAUCAACAAUUCCCAGUUUGUAUGGCUGCAAGAAUAAUAAUUACUAAUUAUUGAUAGCAGCAUCAACAGUUAUAUACCCUUUUGUAACAGUCUUAGUGGGAUGAAGAUGUGUCCAGGUUUUACUGUGCAGUGGCUGAAAGUGUAUUUGCUAAAUUAUAUCUGACUUGGUGGUCAUUCCAAAUUUAUUGAACCUUAGUUACAUGGAAAAUUCCACCCAUAAAA